Messenger RNA from Prosopis cineraria, 836 nucleotides. Its product is annotated as gibberellin-regulated protein 14-like. Lineage: Eukaryota; Viridiplantae; Streptophyta; Magnoliopsida; Fabales; Fabaceae. The record is from RefSeq and is a predicted model, not a curated record. The coding region runs from base 72 to 569 and encodes 165 amino acids. The transcript has 4 exons.
GCACUUGCUCCGUCAAUCAACACUGACAACCUUCUCUCUUCACUUCUUUUUCACUCUUCUUCUAUACAAUAAUGGCUUCCAAAUCAACUACUCUUCUGCUGGCCCUUUUCCUUGUGAUGGCUACCGAGGUUCAUUCAUAUGAUGAGGAAGUUAAGAUAAAGAUGAACUACGUGAAAGCUCCAGUGUCAUCACCGCCUCCUGCCCCUCCUGUGGUGGCGCAUGUUCCUCCGCCACCAGUGAAGCCAGUAACUCCUCCUCCUCCAGUCGUGAAGACACCAUAUCCAAGUCCUCCGGCGCCGGAGAAGGCCCCGGUUCCACCGCCUCCAGUGAAGCCGCCGGUCGCACCAGCUCCGCCUCCAGCUCCUAUUGUUAAAUCAAACAAGGAUUGCGUGCCACUAUGCGAGUACAGAUGCCAAUUGCACUCGAGAAAGAGAGUUUGUGUUAGAGCAUGCACGACAUGCUGUGAACGAUGCAAAUGUGUUCCGCCUGGCACCUACGGCAACCGCGAAGUCUGUGGCAAGUGCUACACUGAUAUGCUCACCCAUGGCAACAGACCCAAGUGCCCUUAAUUUUAUCUUACCUUUCGUAUUUUCCUAAGCUCUUUCGUCUUCAACUAUUUAUGUUGUACUCGUCAUCAUUGCUUUUUCCGGUGUUUUCUUCACUUUGAAUGACUGGGACUGAGGAAGCACUAAGUUAUUUACCGGCUGUACGCUAUUAUGUAGGUCAACACUCUCCGUGUUGUCCAUAUGAUCCCCAUAGUUCCGAGAUACUAUCUCUAGAAACACUAUAUUUUUCGAGGCUAUUAAUUGCUUGAAAACUUCCAUUUUCUUUUAUAA